AUGGCAAUUCCAACCUUGAGCACAGUUGAUAAUGACCUAAAAGAUGUAAUCCAGCACCUUUUCGAGAUUCAGUCUGCUGUCCAUGGCUAUCUGGGUCCUGAAACGCAGCAGGAACUUGUGCGAAAGAUCAAGAAUCUCACCAUAGCACUCUCAACGCUAUCCACGCACACCGAUCUCGAUCAUCAACGACCAGACACACAGGAAGCUACAGCGGAAUCGUCGCCUGGGAACAAUGCCUUUCCCUCUGAUCCCCCACUGUCGUCCAUCCACCUCCCUCCUGAGAUAAUCGACUACGUUGAGGCAGCUAGGAACCCAGAUAUCUACACGCGAGAGUUCGUCGAGUUAGUGCAGCGUGGCAAUCAGGAUCUUCAUGGGAAGAAGCUUGCUUUUGCGGGGUUCCGGGAUGUGCUCGCGAGGGAGAUGAGGAGCGCCAUGCCGGAAUGUAGGGAGGAGGUCGAUAGAGUUGUUGCUGCUACUGGCGGUGCUAGUGGUGAGACGAAACCGGGGGAGUGA
Molecule: messenger RNA, 513 nt
Organism: Monascus purpureus
Lineage: Eukaryota; Fungi; Ascomycota; Eurotiomycetes; Eurotiales; Aspergillaceae
Source: the annotation of a GenBank genome assembly